Plodia interpunctella (Indianmeal moth) is the source of this 3961-nucleotide messenger RNA. It is a transcript of the gene dac, whose product is annotated as dachshund. Gene Ontology annotation, cellular component: nucleus; transcription regulator complex. Gene Ontology annotation, biological process: regulation of transcription by RNA polymerase II. The coding region runs from base 49 to 2178 and encodes 709 amino acids. The transcript is spliced from 13 exons. Gene Ontology annotation, molecular function: DNA-binding transcription factor activity, RNA polymerase II-specific; RNA polymerase II cis-regulatory region sequence-specific DNA binding. NCBI's taxonomy places the organism in Eukaryota, Metazoa, Arthropoda, Insecta, Lepidoptera, Pyralidae. The record is from RefSeq and is a predicted model, not a curated record.
ACUAGCGCGCGCGACAGGCGUGUAAUGCGCGCGUAGUCAGUCUCGAGCAUGGAGUCCGCCGUGGACUCAGCGUCGACAGCGAGCGAGGUUAGCGGGUCUUCAGGAGGGUCACCGCGGGUAAAAGCGGCGUCGCCGGCGCGCGCGAUGUCGCCGCCGCAGUUGCUGGCGCCGCGGAUGCCGCUGCCUCCGCCCGGCCUGGGGCUGUUGGGCUCGCUGCAGAUGAUGCACCACUCGCCGCUGGAGCUGAUGGCGGCCGCGCAUCACCACGGCCCGCCGCGGUACGGCAGCCCGCCGCCCAUCUCGACCUCGGACCCGUCCGCCAACGAGUGCAAGCUGGUCGAUUACCGCGGCCAGAAGGUGGCCGCCUUCAUCAUUCAGGGCGAUACAAUGUUGUGCCUUCCGCAGGCGUUCGAACUGUUCUUGAAGCACCUAGUCGGGGGGCUGCACACAGUGUACACGAAGCUAAAGAGACUGGACAUAGUGCCGCUGGUGUGCAACGUGGAGCAAGUGCGCAUCUUGCGCGGGCUCGGCGCUAUCCAGCCCGGCGUCAACCGCUGCAAGCUGCUCAGCUGCAAGGACUUCGACGUGCUGUACCGGGACUGCACCACCGCAAGGUGCCUGUCAAUGAAAGCGCCAGACAGGUACUUCUCAAGCUCCAGACCGGGCCGACCUCCGAAGCGCGCGUCGGGCGUGGGUCUCUCUCUGGCCGCAACGCAGUUCACCGGACACCCCUUCAAGAAGCACCGUAUGGAGAACGGAGACUACUCGCCUUACGAAAACGGACAUAUGAGUGAAAUGGCGCGAAUGGAGAAGUCUCCUUUGUUGGCGAACGGGUACAACGCGCCCCCUACUCACCUUGGCCCCAUGGGCUUCAUGCACCAGCACGCGCUCAUGUCCCCGGGGAUGCCUCACCACGGCGUGCCCAGACCCGACGGCUCCAUCAUCAAGGGCCAGCCGAUGCACAAUAUGGAAGCACUCGCGAGAUCUGGAAUUUGGGAGAACUGUAGAGCGGCGUACGAGGACAUCGUCAAACAUCUGGAAAGAUCUGUUCUAAUUUGCUUCAGAUUACGCGACGAACGGGGAGACAUGGAGAGAGUAAUGGCCAUGGACAAGGCCCGCGAGGGAUCGCAUAAUGGUUCAUCUCCCGGCCACAGUCCUGUGCUAAACCUUUCGAAGUCAGGGUCUGGAGACCGUGACCGGUCGGACCGAGGGGACCGGGAGCGCGGAGAGGGGUCAGCCAGCGGCCGCAGCUCCGCCGCCUCCCGCCGCACGCCCCAGCCCCCGCGGAUGCCCUCCGCCGUCACCGCUGCUGCGUCGCCGAGGUCGCAUUCAGACGACAGCGAUGCGCCAAUGUCUGAUCAGGAAGAUCAUGUCAAAGAAGAGGAUGAUGGUGGAGACCUAAGUGAUGGAGAACGUGAACCAGCGUCAUCAUCACCAGCGGCUGUGAGCUAUGCAGCGCCCCCCGGCACACCCCCCUCUGUGCCCGUGGACCCCACCGCGGACACCCUAGUCUCCUCCACGGAAACCUUGCUCAGAAACAUCCAGGGCCUUCUCAAGGUUGCAGCAGACAACGCCAGACAACAGGAGAGACAAAUCAGUUACGAAAAAGCCGAACUAAAAAUGGACGUUUUGAGAGAACGAGAGGUGAAAGACAAUCUGGAGAGACAACUACUUGACGAGCAAAAAAUGAGAGUGAUGUACCAGAAACGGCUAAAGAAAGAACGGAAGCAGCGCCAACACAUCCAGGAGCAGCUGGAGAUGGAGCUGAAGCGACGGCAGAAGAUCGAGGAAGCGCUCAAACAGUCCGGGGCUCCCUCGGAGAUCCUUAGGAUUGUCACUGAAAAUCUAACGCCUUCGUUACAAGACACGCCGAAGUCUGAGCGGGAAAACGGCUCUGAGAGCAAAACGCCCAGCGCGGAGCCACCCGCCUCGUCCCCCCCGUUCCAGAGGGACCCCCCGCGCACUCCGGACAAGCCCCAGUGGAGUUACCCGCCACCACCAGUGGACAUCAUGAGCGGGGGCGCCGCUUUUUGGCAAAACUAUUCUGAGUCUCUGGCACAAGAGUUGGAGAUGGAACGCAAGUCCCGACAGCAAGCCAUGGAGCGCGAUGUGAAGAGCCCCCUGUCAGACCGCGCCGGCUACUACAAGAACUCGGUCCUCUUCAGCUCCGCCACUUAGCUACCAACUCCCGGGGCAGACUACCCCGAAGACAGCGACAAAGACGUCGAUGACACACGAAAACCCAUGAUCAGCGUAAAACCUGAGUUCAGGGAGAAAUGAAACCCAAAGAUUUUGGUGCCGAAACACCACACGCGCAUCUAAUCAGAAUGCUCAGAUGUAAACAUCAGAUUAAUUCACUUUGGCGUCUACGGAUCUCGAUAAAAAACUUCCCAUUAUUGAGAUUAGUUUGUAAAUAUUGUUAUUCGCGUUGUUUAGCGUAGACUUCACGAUCUACCUACGAAGUCUGGUGGACUCUUCUUCCAUAGUGAAAUUUGUAAAUAUUUCUUAAAUAUUAGAUUUAAUAACAAUUUUAUCAGUGAUUCACGUAAUUAAUGCGUCAACAUUUACAUCUUUCGUGAGAGUACCUUUAACUUUAUAUCAAAUGCCAUAUUUAUGAAUUAAGUAUCCUUAUUUACCGUUUGUAAAUUAAAAUCAUCAGUUAUUUAAUCACUCAGAUCAUUUGUACCUACUUCUUACAUAUCAUAAGCUGAAUUGAUAUUUGAAUCGAUUUGAAAUGAACAAUGAUUGGAAUUGAUCAAAGACUGGUUUUCGAGUAUUUUCCAAAUUUUUGUAUAUUGGGACUGUAAACCAACUAGUCUCUCAAGAUUACAAAUGGCAGACAUUUAAGUUCCUAUGAAACUUUUAUUUAGUAAUUAGAAUUAUUUGGUAUGCCAGUAAAAUCAUGAAUAUAUAGGUACUUACUUACACAAUUUAACAUUCAUGGUAACUAUGUACAGUCGCGUUCAGUAAAUAAUAUGGUGAUCUUCACUUUAAUGUAAUUUAUUCAAUUUUAGUGCAAUGAUUAGAUGUAACUCAAACUAGUGUAUCUUCUAAACCAUAAACAUGUAUUAUAUGUAGUUAAGUUAGCGGUUUUAAACACUACAUUUUUACAAUUCUUUAUUGACUGAACCGAAAACAGUUUUACGUACAAUGUAAACUAAGAUUUUCUUUGAAUUUCAUGAUGUAGGUGUUGUAUAAAUAAUGUUAAACGCUGUAUCUCAUAUCCAUACUGCAGAGUCGAUGUAUAUGGGUAGUGUACUAACAAUAAGUGCAGUAGUUUUAACUUAUACAUAAUAAAGUAUAAAAUAGUGUUAUUUAUAUGAUGCUUAGUUUACGGAAUGACUUUAAAUGUCUAAAAUAGUAAUCGUAAGGUUUAGAAAUUGUAUUUGGCAUUAUAUUGGCGCUUGGCUAUUGAGUGUUCACUAUACACCCUUUUAAAUAUGCAUUGUAUUGAAAGAAUAUAAUAAACUUCCACAUAGUUAGCGAUCAACCCUAGUGACAGUUUGAUUUUGAUCAAGAAAAAUAGUCAGGCGCCGAUUAAAAUGAUUGCUUUUACAAUUAAUUUCAUAUUAUCUGUAAUGGGUAAUGAAACGUAAUGGAUAAAACUUAGUUGUUACUAUAAAUGUUUAGAUGAACACGUGUGAAUGUGUAAAGAGGCGUGAAUGUGGUACCUUUGUAUCAUUUACUUUCAUUUUGCUACAGACUUCGAAUAUUGACUGACGGGGGACUCGGAGAAUCGUUACAAUUAGUUGCAGUAUUGUCAUUAGCUAGUACUAGCUCUUUGAUAGUAAGCUGAGGCUUCUCAAUGUACCUUUACUUUGUAAUUUGGUUCAUAGAUGGCAAUCCUUAAAUACAAGUAUUACUAUUUAUUUCUAUUAUUAUUAUUAUUAAUUUUACUUAAAAUUGUGUGUGUGCCUUGUAUUGUAGAUAAAAAUAUCGAGAUUAAAAUUGAAAAUUAUCA